Hibiscus syriacus is the source of this 3489-nucleotide messenger RNA. Its product is annotated as protein ARABIDILLO 1-like. Gene Ontology annotation, molecular function: protein binding. The transcript is spliced from 14 exons. Bases 383 to 3145 code for a protein of 920 amino acids. NCBI's taxonomy places the organism in Eukaryota, Viridiplantae, Streptophyta, Magnoliopsida, Malvales, Malvaceae. The record is from RefSeq and is a predicted model, not a curated record.
AAAGCACAGUUAACCUUUAAACCAAUGCAAUUUUCUCAGCAAUGGUAUUAAACCCUCCAAAAGUUCCCCAAAACCGAUUUGAAAACACCACAAAAACUAUGAUUAACUCUAUUGAAAAUGGAGAAUAAAGGGAGCACAGACCAAGUGCUUCUUGAUUGACUUCCAUUCGUCCAAGAGAAAAGCAGGAGACUUGACAACGUAAAUCAUACCGAUGUCGCAGGAAAAACAUAUUACAAUACUACUGUUAUUAUGAUAUGAAAAAGAAAAAAAUUAAGAGGAUUCUAAAGAGUAGUAGCGGAGUCAAAAUCUUCUAUUCAGUUUCAAAGAAUCUUCCCCCGCACCAAUCUUCUGUUGCCUUGAAGUGCUGAAGAACCAGUAGGAUAUGAAUCAAAGAGUGAGGCAGAAACGUGAAUGUAGUCAGGAAAAAGAUAAGACAAACACUAGUUCGAAGACCCUUAAGUGUAAUCGUUUGACUUCAGCUACUAUUUCUGGAGUUGAUUGGACAACCUUGCCAGAUGAUACAGUUAUUCAACUCUUCUCUUAUUUAAACUAUCGAGACCGAGCUAGCUUGGCAUCAACUUGUCAAACAUUUAGGCUUUUAGGAUCUUUUCCCUGUUUAUGGGGGUCGCUGGACCUCCGUUCUCACAAAUUUGAUACUGCAGCUGCUGUCUCACUCUCUUCACGUUGCAAGAAUCUCCAGAGACUUAAAUUUCAUGCAGCUGGCUCAGCAGAUGCAAUAGUUAGUCUUCAAGCAAGGGAACUUCGAGAAAUUAGUGGUGAUUUUUGUCGGGACAUUACAGAUGCUGCACUUUCAGUGAUAGCAGCAAGACAUGAGAUGCUUGAGAGUGUCCAUCUUGGUCCAGAUGCUUGUGAGAGAAUCAGCUGUGAUGCAAUAAAAGCACUUGCAUAUUGCUGCCCAAGGUUGCAGAGGCUUUGGAUGUCAGGUGUUAAGGACAUUAACGGAGAUGCUAUUAAUGCUUUGGCUAAGCAUUGUAGGCUGUUAAAGGAUGUUGGGUUUGUGGAAUCAGACAACAUUGAUGAAGUGGCUCUUGGAAACUUGAGUACGGUUAAAUUUUUAUCAGUUGCAGGGUCUAGAAACUUGAAAUGGGGAUCUGCAGCACACGGUUGGAGUAGAUUGCCUUGCUUGGUGUGUUUAGAUGUUUCUAGAACUGACGUAAAUCUAACUGCUGUUACCGGAUUUCUCUCAAUGUCCCAAAAUUUGAAAGUAUUGUCCGCCUUGAAUUGCCCAGUUUUUGAGGGUGAAGUUGACAGAAACUCGAUGUAUAAUCACAAAGGAAAAAUAUUGCUUACUUUUCUGAGUGACAUGUUCAAGGGAGUGACAUCAUUAUUUGCCAACAAUUCUAAAAAUGUUACUGAUGUGUUUCGGUACUGGAGGAGAUUAGUGAAUAGAGAUAAAAACGUGGAUGAAAUUGUUGUUUGGAUUGAAUGUGUCUUCUCGCAUUCACUUUUGCGUAUCGCUGAAAACAAUCUGAAGGAGUUUGAUGAUUUCUGGCUCACACAAGGGGCAGCCAUAUUACUCAGUUUGUUGCGAAGUUCAAAGGAGGAAGUUCAAGAAAGAGCAGCUAUGGCUGUUGCAACCUUCGUAGUCAUUGAUGAUGAAAAUGCUACUGUUGAUUGUAAAAGAGCUGAGGCAAUUCUACGGGGGGAUGGAAUAAGGGUGCUUUUGAACCUUGCAAGAUCUUGUCAAGAGGGACUUCAGUCCGAAGCAGCUAAAGCCAUAGCAAACUUGUCCAUAGAUUCAAAAGUUGCAAAAGCUGUUGCUGAAAGUGGAGGAAUCAAAAUUCUUGCCAAUUUAGCAAAAUCGAUGAACAGAUUGGUAGCUGAAGAAGCUGCUGGAGGGCUGUGGAAUCUUUCGGUUGGGGAUGACCAUAAGGGUGCCAUUGCAAAGGCUGGUGGUAUAAAAGCUUUAGUUGACCUUAUAUUCAAAUGGCCUUCCAGCACUGAAGGACUUCUCGAACGUGCAACUGGAGCACUGGCAAACUUGGGAGCUGAUGAGAAAUGCAGCCUGGAGGUGGCUGUGGCAGGUGGAAUCCAUGCUUUGGUGAUGCUUGCUCGCACUUGCAAAUUUGAUGGAGUGCAAGAGCAGGCUGCUCGUGCCUUGGCUAAUUUGGCAGCUCAUGGGGAUAGCAACAGCAAUAAUGCUGAUAUCGGACAAGAGGAAGGUGCGCUGGAAGCACUGGUGCAACUUACUUAUUCUCAAAAUGAAGGUGUAAGGCAGGAAGCAGCUGGUGCUUUGUGGAAUUUGUCAUUUGAUGACAAAAAUCGAGAAGCAAUUGCAGCAGCUGGUGGUGUUGAGGCAUUGGUUGCCCUUGCUCAAUCUAGCUCAAGUUCUUCCCGAGGUCUUCAAGAAAGAGCUGCAGGUGCCCUUUGGGGAUUGUCAGUAUCAGAAACUAACAGCAUUGCUAUUGGAAGACAAGGUGGUAUUGCUCCACUUAUUGCCUUAGCACGCUCAGAUAUUGAAGAUGUCCACGAAACUGCUGCUGGAGCACUCUGGAAUUUGGCCUUUUAUCGUGAAAAUGCUCUCCAUAUAGUACAUGAUGGUGGAGUUAAACCUCUCAUUCAUCUAUGCUCUUCAUCAGUCUCAAAAAUGGCUCGUUUUAUGGCUGCAUUAGCCUUAGUUUACAUAUUCGAUGGGAGGAUAGAUACAUCUGUUCCGGCUGGGUCCUCAUCAUCUGGAAGUUCAAAGACUCUGAACACGGAUGGGGUUGGGAGGAUCGCCUUAAAGCAUGUUGAAGAAUUUGUGACCUCAUUCUAUGAUCCACAAUCCUUUCUCACUGCAGCUUCAUCAUUGGUCCCCACUGCUUUGGCACAGAUAGCAGAAGCCAUAAGAAUACAAGAAGCAGGACAUCUAAGAUGCAGUGGAGCCGAGAUUGACAGAUUUCUCAGAAUGUUAAGGGACCCUUCUUCCAUACUAAAGUCCUGUUCUGCAUUUGCUCUUUUGCAGUUUACUUUGCCUGGAGGACGGCAUGCAAUGCACCAUUCAAGCCUCCUUCAAAAUGCAGGUGCACCGAGAGUCUUACGUGGUGUUGCUGCUGCAUCAACAACCCCUAUUCAGGCCAAAAUAUAUGCAAAAAUCGUGCUUCGGAACCUUGAGCGCCACCAUGAACUCUCAAGUUAUUUGUGAGGAUAGUUUCUUCUGAAACUCUCCCAUGGAGAUUGUCAAUCCUUGGAAAAAGUACAAUCUACUUUAGAAUCGAACCACGAGGCUGAAGCAGGCUCUCUCGUUGUCUUUCCUGAACCAAAACUGUUCCUUUUUGGUUCAAAAAGUUUAGACACCUUGUCGUGUCUGGCCUCGUGGAUUACUUGUGGUUAGAAAAUGAAAGAGGGCAUGCAUGUUCAUGAAGAUCUUUAAACUGAUGUUUGUUAGGUUUAGCAGAACAGAGGAUUUUUUUUCUUUUUAGUUUAUUUUGACUAUCAUCACCAAAAGGGAAAAGGGAAGGGGAAAAUAAGAAUAAUCCUUUGACCAGA